Messenger RNA from Cinclus cinclus, 1263 nucleotides. RefSeq names its product adaptor related protein complex 4 subunit mu 1 (gene AP4M1). Gene Ontology annotation, cellular component: trans-Golgi network; cytoplasmic vesicle; clathrin adaptor complex. NCBI's taxonomy places the organism in Eukaryota, Metazoa, Chordata, Aves, Passeriformes, Cinclidae. Gene Ontology annotation, biological process: Golgi to lysosome transport; protein targeting. The coding region runs from base 1 to 1176 and encodes 391 amino acids. The record is from RefSeq and is a predicted model, not a curated record. The transcript has 13 exons.
AUGCUUUCCCAGCUCUUCAUCCUCAGCUCCAAGGGGGACCCCCUGAUCCACAGGGAUUUCCGCGGGGACUCGCCCCGCCCCCCCCGUGACGUCACGGAGCUGUUCUACCGGGGGGUGAGCGGCGGGGGGGGCGAGAACAGCCCCGCCUUCAUGAGCCUCGGGGGUCUCCACUUCGCUCACGUCCGGCACGGGGGGCUCCUCCUGGGGGUCACCACCGAGGGCGACGCCUCCCCCUUCACCUUGGUGGAAUUCCUGAACAGGUUGGUGACGCUGCUCCGGGAUUUCUGUGGCCCCUUGAGCGAGAAAAGUUUGGGAAUGAACCUGGGACUGGUGGGGGAGCUCCUGGAGGAACUGGUGGAUUUUGGGCACAUCCAGACGACGACUCCCGAAAUCCUGCGCAGCCUCGUGCACUCGGAGCCCGAGAGCCCCAAACCCUUCAGCCUGCUCGACCUGGGAUCCGUGGGGCUGUUCGGGGCGGAGACGCAGCAGAGCCGGGUGGUGCCGGGGGGGGCGGCCCUGAGACCCCUCCCCCCACCUCGGGGGGACCAGCCCCCCAGGCCCGAGGUCUUCGUGGACGUCCUCGAGCGCCUCUCGGUCGUCGUCGCCUCCGACGGCACCCCCCUGAAGAUCGACGUGCAGGGACAAAUUCGCCUCAAGAGUUUCCUGCCCCCCCGCAUGACGUUGAUGCAGUACCAGGUCGCCGAUGAAAUCCCAACCCCGCUCCCGUUCCGGCUUUUCCCCAGCGUGGACUCGGAGCCCGGGGGGAGGAUCCGCCUGUACCUGAAGCUCCGUUGCGACCUCCCCCCAAAAAGCCACGCCGUGAACGUCCUCCUGCAGCUGCCGGUGCCCAAAGGAGUCUCCAGCCUUUCCCAGGAGCUGAGCAGCCCCGACCAAGCGGCCGAGUUGGAUUUGGGAUCCCGGAGCAUCCGCUGGGAAAUUCCCAAAAUCCAGGGGGGAUCCCAACUCUCCGCCCUCUUCAAGCUGGAGGUGACGUCCCCGGGCCCCGCCUGGCGCCUGGAGCUGGGUCCUGCCCACGGCUCCUUCGAGCUCCCUUCCCACUCGUGCUCCGGGCUCCGCGUUCGAUUCCUGCGGCUCUCGGCGGCGCCGGGAUCGGCGGCAGCGCAGCGCUGGGUGCGGUACCUGAGCCACAGCCAGAGCUACGUCCUGAGGCUGUGACACGGCCCGGAGAACCGGGGAUUAUCGGGAUUAUCGGGAUUAUCGGGAUUAUCGGGAUUAUCGGGAUUAUCGGGGUUAUCGGGAUUA